AAUAUUUGUUUCCUUUUUUUUUAUACUUCUUUUCUCCUUUCAGUCUUUGUAUACCAAAGGCUACUCGUAUUGAACUUUGAAUUGUUCCACCUUCUUCUGUCCGAAAUGAUUAAAUUUAAGAAUUGCAUUUUGUCCCUCUGGAUUGGUAGAGGUUUAAUAAAAUAGCAAACAUGUUCCGCGUUUCCCGACUGUGUCACGGUUGCGAAACCCAGGUAUGAAAUAGUACUGGCCGAAAAAAACUUUGGAGCAGACAAAGAGGAAAAAAGGCCUGAGAGAGAGAGAGGACCGGACCCACAGCGACACGAAACCUGUUUGACCAACCUGAACCACAAAGAGACGGCAACUCGGAGUAAAGGUGAUGAUCAACAUGGCUGCGUUUGCUGUACUGCUAUCCACACUUCCCUUGGCGCUCUGCUACCCUGUGCUAGAUUUGGAUCUGGAGUCCCGUAACAGAUCAUCUAUACGGUUUAUUGCACUUGGAGACUGGGGAGGCCUUCCCUACGCUCCUUUCAUCACUCCAAUUGAAAAGGCAACUGCCAAUGAGAUGGGCAGGGUGGCGCAGACGAUGGGCGCAGAUUUUGUGCUGGCACUCGGUGACAACUUUUACUACAGCGGUGUCCGCGAUGUGGAUGACGCCAGGUUUAAGGAGACAUUUGAACAGGUGUUCACAGCGGACUCUCUCAAGCACGUGCCAUGGUAUGUCGUCGCAGGAAACCACGACCACUCUGGAAACGUGUCGGCACAGAUCGCCUACAGCCAGGUGUCGAAAAGAUGGCACUUCCCGUACUAUUACUAUGAACUGCGCUUCCGUAUCCCUCAUACCAACGCCACACUCAGCAUCCUCAUGUUGGAUACCGUCCUGCUGUGUGGAAACUCUGAUGACUUCACGGACGAGCGUCCACGAGGGCCUCUCAGCUUGGGGGCGGCGGAGGAGCAGCUGACGUGGCUCAAAGAGAGGAUGCGGUCAUCUCGGGCUGAUUUUCUGCUGGUGGCCGGACACUACCCUGUGUGGUCAGUGGCUGAGCAUGGCCCCACUCACUGCCUGCUAGAGAAAGUGCGACCUCUCCUGCAGAAAUACCACGCUACGGCCUACCUCUGCGGACAUGACCACAAUUUACAGUACAUUGAGGAAUCUGGGAUCGGCUACGUGCUGAGCGGGGCUGGAAACUUUAUGGAGGAAUCCAUGAAACACCAGGAUGAGGUGCCACCAGAGUCCCUGAAGUUCUUUUAUGCCGAGUACACGUCACUUGGUGGCUUUGCACACAUUGAGAUCACCGAGAAGGAAAUGACUGUGACGUUCAUUCAGGCACGUGGGAAAUCUCUGUACCGGACCACCCUGCCUCGUCGCACCCCCUUUUAGAGCUGGGACUGGGUAGAAGCAGUCAUACUUUUGCUGUUGUGUAGUCCUAAUCAUCCACUCAGUGUGUUUGUGGUAACUAACACUUUAUUCUUCACCAUUUUGUUUUUAUGCUCUGAAGGACGAGGUAUAAAAAUAGAACACUGGCAGGGAAGGCAGGUGAUACGCAGGCCAACUACGAGUCAAAUCGGGUUAACAUCAAACAACAUGGCACAGGAAAACAAAUGCAAAUGUUGUCUGGCCUUCUAUGUGAAGUGUGCGCAGAUACAGGACAGUAAGGCUUUCUCUCCCUGGCUCUGUCCCUUCAGCCACUCCUGUAUUUCUAACAUUCUGUGACGCUCUUUCUAAAGUUUUCACAACCACUUGACUCUGAAAACUGGUCAGUGCGUUUAACAGAGCUCUCCAGUAGGUGGCGCUGUGAGACCGCAGUGUUGUGAGGUCCAAGUUAAGACUUUUUUUCUUUUUUUAAUUAAUCCAAAGAGCCUGAAUUGAAAUAUUUUACUUCUUUCUUUCCUAAAUUUAGCGCUUUUAAAUGACUCAUUUAGUGCAAAAUGAGCAGCAGUGAACCAUCUGAAACUUCAUUUUGGAGUCCAGUUUUAAUUUUUCUGUUGCUUUUUUGUUCUUUUGUUUACCACAUUUGUGCUGUCAUUUUAAUUCUGUGAUUCCGCAGUCGUCAUAAAUCCUGACAAUCCGUGUCUCGGUUAAAAGUAGGACCUCUUGCUGUAUUCAUUAAGAAAAGUGAAGUGUGUCUGAAACUAUUUGACUCCAAUUAUCAGUGUGACCUUUUGUUGUUUGUGUUACGAUUUCAGUGCUGGGCUCUGAACAUUUUGUUUUUGUUGAAUGAC
Polypterus senegalus (gray bichir) is the source of this 2202-nucleotide messenger RNA. RefSeq names its product acid phosphatase 5a, tartrate resistant (gene acp5a). The transcript is spliced from 6 exons. Lineage: Eukaryota; Metazoa; Chordata; Cladistia; Polypteriformes; Polypteridae. Gene Ontology annotation, biological process: bone resorption. The record is from RefSeq and is a predicted model, not a curated record. The coding region runs from base 359 to 1360 and encodes 333 amino acids. Gene Ontology annotation, molecular function: ferric iron binding; acid phosphatase activity; ferrous iron binding.